CAUACUAUUUCUAUAAACAAGAUGGCAGCCCCCAUCGAGAAGUCGAGUUCCACGCUGUUUGUGAGAAAUUUACCUUAUUCGGCCACUAAAGAACAUCUCGAAGAAGUAUUCAGUGAUAUCGGACCAGUAAAAAAAUGUUUUGUGAUUACAGAUACAGGUGUCAAAGAUAAAUGCAGAGGAUUUGGAUAUGUGACAUUCGCACUCAGAGAGGAUGCUGACAAAGCAGUUACAGCCCAUCUAAGUCUCGCCCAAAGAAAACUCUUUAUUUCGUACUCCAGAAGGAAAGACCCUCGCAAGAAAGAGAAGCCUAAGAAAGAUGAAGAUGAAGAAAAUGGCUUUGAAAUAGUAAAGUCAACAGAGACAGAGACUAAAGACACUAAAGAUGAGACAACUGGGGAGGAUGUGGUUAAACAACUCGACCAGUCCAAGGCCGGAGAGGGAAAACAUGAGGAGAGAAAAGGACGGAGAAAUCCAAGAGGAAAGGGCAGGGAAGGAGAGCCAGGUGGCGAGGGGAAGGUUGGAAGAUUGAUCAUCAGAAACCUAGCUUUCCAGUGCUCUGAAGAAAAGUUGAAGAAGUCCUUUACACGUUUUGGCGAGAUCGUUGAGGUGCACAUACCGAGUGACCCGAAGGAUUCAACUAAAGUACGUGGUUAUGGAUUUGUUCAGUUCAGUGACGCAACAAGUGCAGCAGAAGCAAUCAAGGAGAUGAAUGCCAAGAAACUUAUGGGGAGACCAAUUGCCGUUGAUUGGGCAGUUUCUAAAGAAAUCUACCUAAAAGCUUCAAAGAAAAAACAGCCUGACUUAAAAAAGCAACAGAAACCAGCAGAAGACAGCGAAGAGGAGGAAGAAGACGAAAGUGACGGAGAAUCUGGAGUAGAAUCGUCGUCAGAGGUUGAGGAAAUGGAAGAAGGGAUUGAAGAUGACAAUGAAGAAGAACAAGAUGAAGAAGAAGAUGAAGAGGUAGAAGAAGAAGAUGACGAAGAUGCAGAUGAAGAUAGUGAUGAGGAAGACGAAGACAGCGAUGAGAUGGAUAGCGAAGAUGAAGGUGUCGAAUCUAAGAAGAGCGGAAAGAAAACAAAGAAAUACCAGGAGGUCGGUCAGAAAAAGCCGAGGAAUAUCUCCAAUGAUGUUGGUCAAGGAAGAACUGUUUUUUUAAGGAAUCUUCUUUUUGAGACGUCAGAAGCGGAGAUCAAAGAAAUGUUCUCACAGUUUGGGGAGAUUACAUACAGUAAGAUUGUCGUUGAUCCAGCUACGGAACAUCCCAAAGGCACAGCAUUUGUACAGUUUGGCACCAAAGAGAGUGCAGAGAAAUGUCUACAGAUGGCUAAUAGCUCAGAGGAGGGAGAAGAUGGUUUGGAACUCGGUGGUCGUAAGUUGCUCGUUUCUCUAGCUGUGCCGAGAGCUGAGGCAUCCAAGCUUAGAGAAGUAAAGAAAGAUCAACAGAAAGUCUUAAAGAAGGACAAGAGGAAUACGUACCUGCUUCAAGAAGGCUUCAUCAGACCAGGGACCCAGGCUGCGCAGGGCAUGACAGACGCAGACAUAGCUAAGAGAACCAAGUUAGAACAAAUCAAACGACUCAAACUCCAGAACAUCAAUGUCUUCGUCUCACCGACUCGUCUUGCAAUUCAGAAUCUGCCAAAGUAUGUUGAUGACAAGAUGCUACGGGAGGCGGUCCUGAAAGCCGUAGAUGACAAGAAGGCCAGAAUCAUUGAGUCGAGAGUCAUGCGUGAUAUGAAGACACCGAAUGCGCAGGGUCUUUGCAAGUCAUUCGGUUUUGCAUUUUGCGAGUUCACAAAACAUGAACACGCUCUGGAGGCACUUCGAAAAAUCAACAACAGCACAGAGUUCUUUGGAGGAAUAAAGAGACCCAUAGUUGGAUUCUCAUUGGAAAAUCGCUUGGCACUGGAAACUAAAAAAAGAAGGAGAGAUAGGUCUUUACUAAAGGCUCAGCAAAUUCAAAACAUGCAGAAGGGUAAAGACGGUAAAACCGCGGUCGACGGAAAACAAACCAUCCUGAAAUCAAAAGCUCUCCUCUCCAAGAAAGGCGUUCUACCUCCACCUCCUUCAUCUAAACUGGAGAAGAGAAUCUCCAAUAAGACGAUACCGAAGCACGUCGGCGCUAAGAACAGAUGGAGGGAUAAAGGCAAGGCUGAAGAAACCAAGAGGCAGGCAAAGAAGAAGAGACAGAAGGAGUUGUUGAGCAUGUCGGGGAGGAAGGUUAGGGAGCCAGCGAAACCCAAGAGGUUAACGGCAGAGGGCAAACCACAGAAAUCAAGAAGAAACCAAACAGGCCGAGCAGAGGAGGCCAAGUUCAGUAAACUGGUGGAGAAUUACAAGCAUAAACUCUUCAAUAAAGAAGGAUCUGGCCAAGCUCUGAAAAAAUCCAAAUGGUUUGAAGAGGGAUGAACAAUAUGGGUGACAUUUCAUUCAACAUUAAUAGUACAUGAACUUGUCUGUCUGUCUGUCUAUCCAUCUUAAUGAUCUUCCCGUCAAGGGAACUCGUCAAACUCCCACAAGGGGAUG
Messenger RNA from Asterias rubens (European starfish), 2523 nucleotides. RefSeq names its product RNA-binding protein 28-like. The transcript has 14 exons. NCBI's taxonomy places the organism in Eukaryota, Metazoa, Echinodermata, Asteroidea, Forcipulatida, Asteriidae. Gene Ontology annotation, molecular function: RNA binding. Bases 22 to 2406 code for a protein of 794 amino acids. The record is from RefSeq and is a predicted model, not a curated record.